UAAUGUAAGAUAUUUCUGAUAUAGAGAAUAAUAUUAACUUCGACCAAUCUUCACAAACAUAAUUAAAGGACAGUAAAGCAUUAAAUGAUGAAAUUUAAUAUUUAUUUGUUGGAAACAAAGCUGGAAUGGACAAUAUCGAUUAGGAAAAAAUAAAAUAUAUAAUAAAUGAGACAACUUAAGGAUCUGAUUUCUACAAAAAAUAAAAAUAAAAAAAGCAAGAAUAUGAAUAAAAAAUUUAAGAAAUGUUAUAAACUAUUUCAUAAAUAAAGCAAAAUACUUAAAAAUAUUAAUAAAUAUAAAAUGAUUUAUAGAAAUAAAUAAUAUAAUUAGAAAAAUAAAGAAAAUUAGAUAGAAUAUGGGUAAAUUUUGAUAUGGAUAUGUUUUAUGUAGCAUGUGAAUUAAAAGAAAAACCAGAAUUAUACAAUUCACCUGUUGCUGUAGGAGGUAUGUCUAUGAUAUGUACAGCUAAUUAUAUAGCUAGAAAAUAUGGUGUUCGUUCUGCUAUGCCCGGGUUUAUAGCUAAAAAAUUAUGCCCUUAAUUAAUAUUAAUACCUUGUGAUUAGGAAAAAUAUUAAAAAUAUUCUAAAAUAUUUAAAAAUAUACUUAUAUAAUAUGAUCCAAAUAUGGAAGGUAUGGGUUUAGAUGAAGCAAAUUUAGAUUUAACAGAUUAUUUAAAAAAUAAUAAUAUAGAAAAAGAUGAAGAUAUAUAUGAUUUAUGUUAUCAAAUUAGGUAAAAAAUAAAUAAAGAAACCGGACUUACAUGUUCUUGUGGUAUUGCAGCUAAUAAAAUGCUUGCAAAAAUUUGUUCAGAUUAAAAUAAACCUAAUGGAUAAUUUUAAUUAAAAAAUAAUGCUUAGGAAAUAAAAGAUUUUAUAGGAAAUUUAUAAAUUAGGAAAAUACCUGGAAUAGGAAAUGUAACUGAAUAAAUAUUGAAAGGAAUAGGUAUUGAAAAAUGCUAAGAUUUACUUAAAAAAACUGCUGAUGUCAAAAUUUCAUUUAGUGAAAAUACAUAUGAGUAUUUGAUUUUCAGUGCUUUGGGGAUUGGUAGGAAUGAACACACAGAAGAAAAGGAAAAAUAGUCUAUUUCUGUAAGUAGAACCUUUACUAGAAUAUAAGGUGAGGAAGAAAUUAAAGAAAAAAUAUGUCUUUUGGCUUAAUAUUUAGCUGAAGAUGUGUUAUAUGAAAAUGUUUGGGGGAAGAAUAUAAGCGUGACUGUUAAAAACGCCAAGUUCGAGGAUAAUAAUAAUAGAUACAUAAAGGAUAAUAGUAAAUAUAAGGUAUUAAAUAGGAAGAAAUAAAACAUAAAAAAGGAAAAAGUUCAUCUGGAAAAAAGAAAUCUUUUUAAAAAAUUCGUUAAAGAAGGUAAUACUAUAGUUUAAAAUCCUGAAUAAACUGAAAAACCAAUUCUUUAAUAAAAAAACAAAAAGACAAUUCCGAAUUCAAACAUAUAAUAGAAGAAAUAAAAAAAAUAAUGA
This is a messenger RNA of Ichthyophthirius multifiliis, 1475 nucleotides long. RefSeq lists its product as hypothetical. The transcript has 5 exons. Gene Ontology annotation, cellular component: nucleus. Gene Ontology annotation, biological process: error-prone translesion synthesis. Gene Ontology annotation, molecular function: damaged DNA binding; DNA-directed DNA polymerase activity. The record is from RefSeq and is a predicted model, not a curated record. NCBI's taxonomy places the organism in Eukaryota, Ciliophora, Oligohymenophorea, Hymenostomatida.